Dryobates pubescens (Downy woodpecker) is the source of this 1077-nucleotide messenger RNA. It is a transcript of the gene TMED6, whose product is annotated as transmembrane p24 trafficking protein 6. Gene Ontology annotation, biological process: endoplasmic reticulum to Golgi vesicle-mediated transport; Golgi organization; intracellular protein transport. The transcript has 4 exons. Bases 324 to 1025 code for a protein of 233 amino acids. The record is from RefSeq and is a predicted model, not a curated record. NCBI's taxonomy places the organism in Eukaryota, Metazoa, Chordata, Aves, Piciformes, Picidae. Gene Ontology annotation, cellular component: Golgi apparatus; endoplasmic reticulum-Golgi intermediate compartment; endoplasmic reticulum.
GCUUGACUUCCUUGUCCAUAAGACACAUACUGGCAGAACAUGGGCCAUCAGGAGGAGUGGGGCUGGCUUGGUGCAGCCAGAAGGUGCCACUGGACCCAUGGUGUUUUGUGGUACCCUCAGUCUCUGUAGGGGGGUUUGACCAGGUGAGCUCUCAUGUGGACAAGCUGGAGCAACUCCCACUUUGCUCCAAGAUCACCUUGAGGAGCCGAGCCUGUGCCACACUCCUCCUGCCACCAGCCCAGUGCCACUGGGAAGUAGUUAAUGAUUACCCUACCACCUCAGGUUCCUGCACUGCCCCAGCAUGCGGGAGGCUGGGAAGCAGGAUGCUGCUGCUGGUGGUGCUUCUGGUGUUGCUGGGCCCCACUGGCUGCCCCAAAACUGAGCCCCUGAGCGGGUCGGGCCAGGAGCCCCUCUUCCGUGGGGCAGAUCACUACAACUUUGCCGUCGUCGUCGCUGCUGGUGCCGUGGAGUGCUUCUGGCAGUUUGCACACCAGACUGGCAACUUCUUCUUCAGCUAUGAGGUCCAGCGGGCAACAGGGAUUGGCAAUAGCAGGAACAUCCUGGUCACAGCAACUGACCCCAGCGGUGUCCAGCUUGGCGUUUCCCAGCACAUGCGAGGACAGAUCAGCUUCCUCACCAAGGAGACAGGCUUCUACCAGCUGUGCCUGGACAACCAUGAAAACCACUUUGGCUUCGUGCAGGUAUAUCUCAGCUUUGGUGUCUACUAUGAAGGCUUCAAUGUGGAAAAGGAGCAGCCAGAAGAAAAGAAAAAGCUGAACAACACCCUGGAGGCAAUUGAGGGCAGCAUCCACAAGCUGCAGAUCCACAUCUUCCAUAUGUGGCGGUUCUACAACUCCGGCCGGAUGCGGAAAGGGGCUGACUUCUUCCUCCUGCAGUCCAACUACAACUACAUCAACUGGUGGUCAAUGGCUCAGAGCUGUGUCAUUGUGCUCUCCGGGGUGCUCCAGCUCUACUUCUUGAAGCGCCUCUUCCACGGGCACACCUCCAGCAGGCAGAAGUGCUAGCAGUGCCCAGAACCGCUGCCCACAGCGCUCUGUAACCAAGCUGCUGCUUUGG